AUGAUUGCGGAAAAAGUCAUGUUUUACAGUAAACCAAAUUCGUGGUUAUUCCUCAUUUUAAUUACUUUGCUGUCUUUUCUCGCCUGCAAAAAAAUGUACAAAAAAUUUGAGCCAAAGGAGGAGCUUCAAAAUUCAGUAACAUUGGAAAAUGCGGUGGAAAUUACAGUCCGUCAUAAACAACUUAAGACGUCAAUAGAAACGAAAGAUGUUAAAACUCCAACAAUCAGUGAAAGGAUGAAAGAGAUUUUAAGGAAGGAGAAAGUGCUGAACGAAACGGCCAAAACAAUGCAAGGUCUGGACCAGAACGACGCUAAAUUGAUCCAAUACACCAGAGACACGAUUCUCAUCCCACCGGAAACCGCCUCCAAAAAUGAUUCUACUACUGGUCCAUUGAUUUUCGAAGAGAAGGAUGAUCCAUCUGUGGAACAUGUCGCGUUAAAAGUUAUAAACUUGCUCAAACAAAGGAAAAAUGGAUUUAUCGUGGAGUGCGGUGUUUGGAACGGUAUGGCGCAGUCCAAUUCGGUAGUAUUGGAGAAUUUCCACAAUUGGACUUCCUUAUUAAUUGAGGCAGCCCCGACUAGCCUGAAAACAAUAAAGACGAUGCGUAAAAGGGCUUGGAUUGCGCCUGCUUGCUUGAGUACAAAACCGUACUCGAAUAUGGUGAAAUUUCUUGACCAAAGUGCGACGGGACAGAUUGUUGGGCCAUCAACCAACAUAACGGAUAAAUCCAUUGUCAAUGACGUUCUCUGCAUUCCCUUCAUGACGUUCAUGCAGGCUUUGAACAAAACGUUUGUUGAUUAUUUCAGCCUGGAUGUUGAGGGCAAUGAAAUGGAAAUUCUGCCUCUGAUAGAUUUUGAAAAGAUUAAAAUAGACGUGAUGACGAUAGAGCACCAGUUUCACCACGGAAAAUUGGGGGAGAUGAUUGAAAUAAUGGCCAGAAACAACUUUACUCUUCAUUCGGUUACAUCGAUUGAUUUAAUAUUUGUUAACAACCGUCUGAAAAUUUAACAUGAAAAUGAACGGAACCUGUAACAGUCGUAUCAAUAAUUUACCUUAAUUAAUUUUCAUAGAAAAAUUGUGAGUAUACAUUAUUUUUCCGCCUUU
Neocloeon triangulifer is the source of this 1104-nucleotide messenger RNA. RefSeq lists its product as uncharacterized. The transcript has 5 exons. The record is from RefSeq and is a predicted model, not a curated record. Gene Ontology annotation, molecular function: S-adenosylmethionine-dependent methyltransferase activity. Lineage: Eukaryota; Metazoa; Arthropoda; Insecta; Ephemeroptera; Baetidae. Bases 1 to 1008 code for a protein of 335 amino acids.